AUGUUUCAGGCAGAGGAGGUCUGCAUGGUGCCUGAGCAGGAGAGGGAGCCCGAAGCAACAUGUUCUGGGGACGCCUCCGAAGGCAGCGAAGCAAAGGCCAAAAAGAGCCGCUCCUCCCGGUCCUCCCGGGCCGGGCUGCUCUUCCCCGUCAGCCGCGUAGACAAGCAACUGCGCAGAGGAGGCUUUGCUGAGCGCUUUGGAGCCAGCGCUCCCGUCUAUCUGGCCGCGGUGCUGCAGUGGGUGACGCACAAGACCAUGGAUGCUGCCGGCAAGAUUUCCAAGAAGAGCAAUCAGCAGCGCAUUUCUCCGUUGCACUUGCACAGGGCGGUGCAAAAGAGCUCUGUGCUCAAGCAGCUUCUGCGAGGCAGCGUGCCCAGGCGCCGCGGCAGGGCUGUCCCCCAACGGCAGCCUGUGGCCUCACCCUGCAAAAAGAAGAUGACCAAGA
Messenger RNA from Pterocles gutturalis (yellow-throated sandgrouse), 445 nucleotides. Its product is annotated as histone H2A-beta, sperm-like. The transcript has a single exon. Gene Ontology annotation, cellular component: nucleosome. The record is from RefSeq and is a predicted model, not a curated record. The annotation marks the transcript as partial. Gene Ontology annotation, molecular function: DNA binding; structural constituent of chromatin; protein heterodimerization activity. NCBI's taxonomy places the organism in Eukaryota, Metazoa, Chordata, Aves, Pterocliformes, Pteroclidae.